This is a messenger RNA of Anoplophora glabripennis (Asian longhorned beetle), 4048 nucleotides long. RefSeq lists its product as uncharacterized. The transcript is spliced from 12 exons. Gene Ontology annotation, cellular component: cell cortex. Lineage: Eukaryota; Metazoa; Arthropoda; Insecta; Coleoptera; Cerambycidae. Gene Ontology annotation, biological process: imaginal disc-derived wing hair organization. The record is from RefSeq and is a predicted model, not a curated record. Bases 1 to 3702 code for a protein of 1233 amino acids.
AUGGAAAUAGAAAGAAAUGUCCUGCAAGCGUCAUGGCUGCUCCUGACGCUGUUCGCCGUCGUUCAGAUGACAAAAUCGACAGAUGUUAGCAUGGGCUCGAACCUCCACAUUACAAGGCACAACAAUGGCGACAUAUUCGCGGAAAACAUGAAGUCAAACUCGUUUUGCACGGAAGACACUUGCGUUGGUAUGAGCAGUGGCACAGCAACGGCUUUUUCGGAAACGGAUUUGUGCACUUGUCGCUGCCACCCACACCUGCCAGCCUUCAGGGAGGAUCUGCGAAUAUGUGUGGAUGAUAUUCAUGAAUGUGUCCUAGCUCCAUUUGUCGGUGGGUCAACUUCUCAACAAAUACCCUUUGUGUUUCUACCACUCAAAGGUCAAAUAAUCCAUCCCAGCAAAGAAAUAUCUUUUAUAGGAGUUCGAACACCAGUAUGUGCAGUGUCAGGGGCUAAAUUUAUGACAGAAAGUGGAUGGGUAGAACUUCGAAAUCCUGUCGACGCAGAUGUGCCAUUUCGCAUUUUCAGAGAUGAGGGACGAACGUUUUUACAGUGGGUGGGAGAACCCGAUCUACGGAAUAAAAUGUCUGGAAGACUGGUGAUGGUUUACCUGAUAUGUAGAGAACUCGCAAACGAUGAACCAACUGAACGACUAUUUUCGCCAUGCGUAGCUUUUAGGAUUGUUGGAUCGCCCACGAAAUACCUCAGUAAUGUAACCGAAGUGGCGUUUGUCCCUGACGCUCACUCAGCCUCAAACAGCUCCGAUAGCGACCACUUGAGUGUUUCUGAAUACAUCGCCAUAGGAGUGUGCUCUAUCCUUCUUGGUUUAAUUUAUGUGGCUUCCGUUUUCCUCUACAUUCAUCUUAGAAAACGCAACAACUUGGGAUCCAGUGGCAAAAGCGGACUGGACAGCCAGAGCCUAGCAGCCGUUGAGGAAGGGCUGGUGAAGAACAACCCCUUGCUGUCGAUUUCCUCCCAUUUUCCUCCAACGGAUUCGCUCUAUAGCGAUUCUAACAGCUCUGACACAGAUGUUACACCAGAUAUCAUCCAACACCAUGACGACAGAAAGAAGCACAUGCAAAUUACAUCUGCUAUGAUCCACCCCCAAAAGGAACUGUACUACCUCAGCUCGCGUUCUUCCCCAUUUUCAUCGUCCGAACCAAUUCUCCAAGAUUCCACGACAAAUGAAAGGCUUCCAGAAGAAAACGUGUCCAUAGUGGAAACCUUGGAAGGAAGGGAAGACAGACCGGAUAAUGUAAGAGCUCUAAGUGGAACCGCCAGGAAGAAGUUAUACUUCAAUCCCGCAUACUUUGAACCAGAACUGAUGUUGGCUCCACCUCCAGCAGCUUUGGAAUUUCUCUCGAAAAUUCGCGAGGUGAUUGCGAUAGCCAAACAGAAGAUGGCUACGAAAAGGUUCAGCCCGAGUUUGCUCUACAUACCAGAAGAAGAGAACUACUACCCUCUGGAACCGUCGUAUGAAUAUUCACAGUCUGUGAGUAGACGGGGCAGCGCUAUAAGCCUAAAAAGAGAGAACAGCAGAAGGAAAACCUGCACCGGGUGUCCGGGUUGCGAACCUCAAGACUUCAAAUCUUACAGCGGGAAACUACCAGAGCUUCCUUCUCUGGGUGCAUGUCAGAACUGUACGACUUCAGAUGAUAGCAAACAGAGGAGUAUUAGGAAAUGGUUGGAAGACGUGCCCAUACUUAGAUCUGGAAAUGACCAGUCGCUGCACCGAGAUUCAAACAAAUCCACGAACGCGAUGCGCAGGAUACGGUCUCCGACGAGGUCGCUCCCUCCGGAUAAUUUCGACACGCGCGACCAAGAAAGGGCUCUGUCGCCAAGACCCGCAUCCGAAAGAGGGAUACAUCACGAUUUCUACCAACGAGAGUACAAAGCUGUAAAAUCGAAACAAGAAGAAAAUUAUUACGAGACCUUACCCAUUGAUAGAGGAAAAGAUGUCAUGAUGAAUUUUCCUCCACCCGAUAUGAUACACGAGGCGAUGGUCGUGGAUAAAUCUGAAGAAAAAAUAACGACUCUGACCAAAAAACAAAUGAAUGCCGUUAUAAAUGAAUUGACAGUGCAACGCAACCUCCUCAUACACCCAAGUGACUCCCCGAUCGCUGAUAAACAAGGUCUUCCUAUUGACUACGAGACUGACAGUUUGGAAAGAUCCGGAAAUAAAGGCUUUUCGACUCCAACCGAAUACGCAGACGUUUCGUCGUCCCAACCCAGUCCUAGCUUAAGCACCGCCCUUCCCGACCAAGAGGAAAUGACCAUGAGGAACGCCAUCUUCAACAAAAAGACCGGGAACAUGACCAUCUCCAAAAUCAACAUGGACAUUCUCCAAGAAGACGAGCACGAUUACGAGCUUAUCGUCCUGAAGAAAGGCACCGUGAUCGACGGAAAGUUAUACAAGCUACCUGAACUCUUGCAGAGGAACAACGGUUAUAGCCUGGUAAGCGAAGUUUACGUGAACAACGGCUACAAUUAUGGUAGCAACCCUUCCACUCCCACCGAUUCAAGUUGUUCCUCGCUGGAGAAGAAAUCGUUGAAGGUGCGUUACGAAGAAGGACUGGAUAAACCUGGGAGGUUACUGAUCGAAGUGGAAGACUGCCCCGACAACUAUAUUCCCGUAAAUGAUUCCGACGGCUUCGAACCGGAUACGCUGGACAGGAAGCCUAGUAAGAAAGAAACGAAAUCUAAAACAAGCGAGGACGUCGAAUUUGUCGACUCGCUAGAACGUCCCAAUCAGAUCCUUCUUCGAACCACUGGAAGUUUCAGGAGCGAUUCGAUGACAGUGGAGACGGAAAACGUUGAGGCCAGCAACUUCAACAGAGCCUUUGGUAGCCUGCGGGAGAUAUACGAGGCUAAAGCGCGGGGAGUUAUUUCAAAGGAAAUAGACGAGAAAGAACUUCGUUCGUUUCUAAAUAAUAACGACAAUGAAGGAAGGUUAUUGACGCUAGAGGAACGGCAUUCGAAGAGGCAACGCUCGAAGGGGAUCGUCCAGCCGGACGUGAUUCCUCCUCCACCCCACGACGGUUCUCCCAUUUACGAGCGUCCGAAACCUCCAAGGAAGAUUAUGACGGCUGAAGAUUUAACCUCAAGAGCUGACGUGCCCCCAAAAAACUUACUAAGCAGGAGUGCCAGCAACCACAAACAUGCAGAUAAGCCACCUGACCAUUGCUACAGCUGUUCUGACACUCCUGAUUACAGACUGUGUCUUGUCCAGAAGUCGAAGAAAGACGGAAACAUAACGAACCUUAUCCAGACGAAAGACGUGAUCCUAAAAAAAGACAACAACAACCAGUUCAUUCUACACGCGUCCAAACACAUCCCACCUUUCUUCAGACCAACCAAGGGAGGCGACAUCCAGGGUAAGAGCAAAAACCAAAGACGAACGUGGCGGAAUACCCUCAAGCCUGAAGACUCAGGUUACCUCAGUACCGAUUCCAACGAAUCCUUGGCCAAAAACCAGGUCAAUAUCUCCGAAGUCUUCGAGAGUGACACCGACGAGAGCUUGGGAGACGGCCACAGCGAGUCGGGUGCCGAAAGUGUGGAGACGCAUUCGGUUUUCUUCGGGAAAUACCAGAGGAAACCGAUGAGUUACGGUGGGUACGCCUCUUUGGACAGCGGUGUGAUAGGUGGGGACGAUGGACACACCAGCAGUGAUUCGGAAACUAAUGAUAGUGAGUCACUAAAGAGAUAAUGAACCAAGAUGAAGAUGAAGACUAUACCCAAACGGAUUUGAGACAAACCUAGCACUGAUUCAGGAUGUUAACUUUUCAGCCUACUUGGAUAGUGUGCUAAUAAACAUACGUGUAAUGGUAACUAAUAUCGACGCCGACGAAAAAUAAUAUAUAUGUUUAAUUUAGAGUAUUUAUAACCGUUUGCAAUAUUUGUUGUGAUAUAUUUUAAUGGCCGGAAGUGCAAUAUGAUCUAGUUUAGGGCGGAAGGCAAUAUUAAUUAUAGGAAUAUCCGAUAGUGUAGAUUUUUUCUGGUAUCUCAAGAUAUUCAAACACAUAAUUAUACAUAAACUGAACACUAUAUUAAUA